AGUAAAUGUAGAUUAGAUGUACUUAAGCUGAUCAUCAAAAUCAGUAAAUAAUAGGGGUUUGUAUUGAGAGCAACUGCCAACAUUAGAGGCCUUAUCGUCAUGAUUGUUUACCUAAUCAUGUUUAACAUAUUAACAAGUCAAUAUCUUUGAACCGCUUAAAUGAAUGGAUAAAACGACCAAUUGUCAUAAUUACCGAUAUAUAAAAGAAUGCUUAAGAGUGUAAAUCAGUCCUUGAUAGUCUUAUAAAUAGAUUUACUCCUUACUUAAACAUUAACAUAGAAUAAUUAGGAAUCUCAGAGAUUGACAAUAUUAUUAAGGGUUUAUGUAAAAUUGAAGUUUGUGAAUAGUAAUUCUUUAACUAACUCAAAUAAUCAAUUUAAUAAGUUUCAUAAAUUGUAGAUGAAAUAUUAAAAAACACCAAGAGUUAAACAGAUUAGAAGUAAAAAUUUAAUAAAGAAGCUCAAUAAACUUAAAUUAUGAAACCAUUAAUUUAAGAAUAAAACGACCAGGUAAACAUCUUAAAACCAAAUCUAAAGCCAUUUACCUUUGAACUCAUUAAAUAAAAUACAAGUAAGUAAAAUUAAUGGUAUUAUGCAAUUACUUUUAAUAAAGAUUGCUCAAUUGUGGCAGCUGGAUGUGAAGAAAAUAUUAAAGUAUAUCAACAUAAAGAAGGGAAACUGAAUCAAAUAUAAGUAUUAAGUGAGCAUACAAAAGGUGUAAUUACUUUGAAUUUUAUGAGGAAUACAAAUGAUUUUAUUUCUGGGAGUGAUGAUUCAUUGAUUAUAAUAUGGUAGGCGAAUGGAAAUAAUGAAUGGAAUUGCUAAUAAAAAUUGAAUGGGCAUUCAAAUUAUAUAUAUUGUUUAUAAGUGAGCAAUAAUGAUGAUCUAAUCAUAUCUGGAAGUGGUGAUAAAACUAUUAAAUUUUGGAUUAAAUAGAGUUAAUGGUUGUGUUAAUAAACCAUAACUGAUCAUACUGAUUCUGUAUAUUCAUUAAGUCUAAAUGAUCAAUAAAAUAAAGUGAUUUCUUGUUCAUAAGAUCAUUAAAUAUUAGUAAUAGAAUACUCAUUAUUGGAUAAGAAGUGGAGUGUUAUAUAAAAGAUAAAAAUAGAUUAAUUUGGAUAUAGAUUAUGUUUUAUAAAUGAUAGCUAAUUUACAUUCUAACCUAGAUGUAGAGAAAAAAUGUAUAUAUAUGAGAUUGAGAGUAAUACAAAAUAGUAUAGGAAGACUAAGGAAAUUACUGUUAAGUGUGGAUCAAACGAUGAUUAUUUGUUAUUUCCAUAAUAAUACUUAAAAUCAAAAUGCCUCUUGGUGAAUAAGAAUGGCACAAAUGUUAAUUUAAUGAGGAAGAAAGAAAAUGGUGACUUUAUUAUUGAAUAAUCGAUUGAAUUUGAUAAUUAACUUAUUUUUGGAUAAUUAAGUUAAGACGGAGAGUACAUAAUCACUUGGGAUUAUGUUUCAAAGGAAAUACAAAUAAGAAAGUGUUAGGAGAAAUGA
Paramecium sonneborni is the source of this 1493-nucleotide messenger RNA. The record is from the annotation of a GenBank genome assembly. NCBI's taxonomy places the organism in Eukaryota, Ciliophora, Oligohymenophorea, Peniculida, Parameciidae.